AUGAGAUCCACCUUGGCUUUUCUGGUGGUUUUGACUUUCUAUUCCGGAGGUGCACAGGCCGGUAAGUCUUAUAUAUAGAUCCUAAAACGCCUCUCAGAUUGUUUCUUUUUCCUCGAAGAUAACAAAAGAUUUUAAAAACUUCUAUUUAAGGAUUGUUUUGAUAACGAAUAAAUAAUUUUGUGAACUGGUAGGUAACGAAUUAAACUAAAACAUUUGAAAAUAACGGGAAAAAAUAUAUUUAGUUUCUGACAUUCUGAAGUACCAUCUAGGUCUAGUGUUGCCAAUCUUAGAUUUUGAUUGAUCUUCUAUUUUGACUGCCCGGUGAUCAGUUGACUAAACUGAUGUACUUGGAAACCGAGUGUCUUUAAAAGUCGCCGAUCGCAAGCGGGUCAUUUAGAUAGAACUGUUCUAUGGUUUCAGAUAACUAAGCCACAACGCUGGCCUAUUAGGAACGACCGAAACUUGUCACAUAAUUAUGUUUGGAUUGCUGCCAGAGUUUUUUGUUAACCUUUUAUGAUCGGCGGUCCAGCAGCAUUUGUUUGCUUUUGUAAUUAAUGGAUUUACUGUGGUUUUUCUGAAUCAGUACCUCAGCGUGAAACACUCUCAAACAAAUUUAAAGAACAAUUUAAAAAUUAUCACCUCAAAUAAAGACAUUGUGAAAGAAAGACAGGAAGACUUUCUACGGUUAACAGAAUAUAUAAAUCAAAUUUGCUUUAUUUUGCCUUAAUUUCUUAGACUGUAAACAAAUCACGCUUUCUUGUAUGCAGCUACAUUUUGAAAGACGCCAUAAAAGUGAUAUUUCGAUCGUCAUGGUUUCGGCUCUCCAGUGAAGAGAAUUCCAAAUGAAAAAAAAAAAAAAAAACGACGCCGAUAAAGUCCAAAAGCUCUCAAGUGAUUUGUCGCUCGUUUAUUCAUUCCAUAUUGGAUUAUGGUUCCACUUUACUUUUCUUUUUUUUUCAAGACGGGAAGAAGCAGUUACUGCCAGGUUUGCAGACUGCCCAUUUUCCAUUGAGCGUUCAACUGCGAUAUGUUUUUUGUUCCUGUCAUGGCGGUUUUCAGCAACCCAGACAUUUCAGAAAUGUCAAUUUUCUGUUGCUCCUUCUACAGCAACAAGAGCCCAUAACAUUGGAGUGUCCAUCGGUUUCCAGUAAUUGUCACUGCACCUUACACUUAAAUUUUAUUUAAUUUAUAUUUUCUCCACGAAUUCGCAUUGUUUACAAUGGUCCGCCAAAUUCGUUGGAAGCUCGUUGAUCCUUACUUCCGACGUUCCCAGUGUAACCCUUUUCACCUAUUUCAUUCGCUACUGUUGGAACGAAAGACUAAUCUAAAAAACCUGGCGUAAAAAUUUAAAACCUGUGACACAUGCGUUAUGAGGCUAUUGGGGGCCGAUCAUAUGACACCUGGCCCGGUUCAAAAUCUAGCACCGGCUUAGCAUUUGGGAAACCAAUUGCAUUAUCCACUUUCGGACUUUCCAGAUUUUAAGGCUAUUUACAAAUUCAUUUUUCAAGCCGGUUCUCCUGACUGCUCUGAACCAAUCACAGCAGACUACAAUUUCCAGCACUGAUGGAAAAGAUCUGCGAAGUGUCAGGCAAAGGUUGAAAAUAGUCCUCACAGGUGAAUAUAAAACCUAAGCAGUUGAAAAAGAACCUGAAAAAAUUCAGGCGUGACGAGUAAUAUAUUAAACCCUGACUUUUGCGAUGACCCGACGCAACUCUCUAUCCAUUAAGCUAAUCAAGCUAACUGGAGAGCGGGCCAUUGUGUGAGUUGGUAAUAUUCCCGAUGGUGGAAAUGACAUGAAUGGAAAUAUAUGAAAUGAAUGUCAUUUCAUACGUUUCCAUUCAAAGGUUGAAGGUUGAAGGGUUAAUGUUGAAGAACAAUUGAAGUAAGGAAAGAAACAUCUUUCUCCACUAUCAGCACAGAGUGGGUUAUGCGAACGCUCGCGAAUGGAGCGAAUUUUUCUCUAAAAGAAAUCUAAAAAUAGAAACGCACUCUGGCACUGUAGUGGUAAGUAGUCGACGGACGCUCCUAAUAAUGGACUCCUAACGGAAACAAGUAGCCCAAAACGUUUCUGAAAGUAGGCUGGUGUACGGACACUCCAAGAUACAUACUUAGUAUUAGAAAGAGACGCUAGGCUCCGUAUUAUUGAUCCCUGUUAAUUAACAAUUAUUCCACGAAUGCACGUUGGAUAUGAGUUGGCUAUAAUCAUCUCAUAUCCAACAAGCGCGAGUGGAAUAAUUGAUUUAUUAAAAACGCCCUCAAAAUAUCGAGAACUCUUCCUGACUUUAUUUGUAAAAACAACCGAUUUUCAGCUUGUUUUGAAUUUGAGCAGACGCGUAUAGUUACCAUAUUUGGAGAGCUUGGUAUAAUGGCUCAUAUACGGCUAAGCCAAUCAGAGCUCUAGAAUUGCACUAUCCAAAGCUUCAGUUCUUAGUAAUGUUGUAUAAUCGAUAUGAUACGACUUUUAUUAUCAUUCCCUCUCAGAGUGCCUGGAACCCGCUGCCAGAGUAGUCAGUCGCUGGAAGAAUGGGAACUACUAUAAAGGCGAAAUUGAUUCAAUAACCAACAGAGUAAACGUGUUAUUUGAUAAUGGUGUAAGGAUGGCUUAUAAUCCACGGGAUAACAUAGAUGUAGUGGUGGACAGAAUUCCAGAACAUAACGAAUUGCCAUGGGGAAGCCAGGUUCUUGUCAAUCGACCCAGAUCACGCGCGUUUGAAAUUGGGUACAUACGAGAUAUCAAGAAUGGUCGAUUUGUGAUUUUGUACGAGAAUGGAGACGAAAUACUGCACACCUUAGAUCAGAUAAGAUCAUUCAAUAAGUCAAGAAUAUGUGGUAAGUCAUCAAAAAUUUGUAUAUCUUUAAAAAAAAACUUUGAAACAUAACUGUACAUUCAGAAUGAUGCAAGCCGAAAUGGCUUAUGAGAGCACGUUUUUUAUGCAUCUUUGAACUGACCAAUUACAGAAAAAGUUCGAUUUAAUGUACCUCACGGACGUAUUAUGAGUACAGUCGAACUCUCUUUGGUACUCCGUCUUGAAAGACGCAUAAUAGACUAGUUUGACCAAAAGCACAUGUCUAGUGUCUGUCUUCAAACUGGACGAAUUACGAGACAUAAUCCAAAUAGAAAAGGCCAGUUGAAAGUUACAUUCAGGUCAAAGGUGCAACACCGCCACAGUAACGAAUAGAAGGAAACCAAGUCAUAUCAGUAGUACGUUUACAAGAAAGAAUAAUGCCCAGUCUAGCCCUCGGGAUGUGUGAAUGUCGCCAUUUUUGAGAAUUUUCAAUUUAACGCUUGAAAUUAAUCUGAAGUUUGUUUUUGGAGAGAUCCUUAAACUUUUAUUCGGUGUUCUCAACGGAGAAUUCAACAGUCAUCAUCACAUGCUUGUUUGCUUUGAGGCAGUCGCGCGUGGACAAUCGAUUAAAAAUGUAUUAACGACCAAUUUAUUUACAACCUCUAAAAAUAACUUAAGUGAAAUUCACAAAUACAGACCAACUCCCUAAGAUUCACUCUCUGUUCCAUUAUUCACUCCUGGUUACUGUUUACUGUUCCAGAUGAGCCCGCAUACCUGGGCUGUUUCCGCGACAUCUUGCCCAGACAUCUUCAGGUGUAUAUCCCCACUCGCCCAGCUACCAUCGGAGCAUGCGUGGACACUUGCAAGUCACAGGGCUUUAGUAUAGCAGCUUUACGUAACUCGGACCUGUGCUUUUGUGGCAAUUCAUACAGCAAAUCUUAUCAAGCUACGGAGAAAGAGUGCGAUAUGCCUUGCUAUGAUAAUUCGUAUGAGGUUUGCGGUGGUUUUAUGACGUUUUCGCAGUACUGGACAGGUAAGAUUUAUCACGACACUGUAAAGCUAAGGCACGGAGGUACUUUCUAACGGCCUAUAUAUGGGGCGGAUUAACAAACUACAAUUAAAGACUACAAUAGAAAGUCAUAAAAGCCUUUGUAUUCCAAAUUUAUAGAAAAAAAUAGCAAAAGAUAAAAUAUAAAACAAUUUAAGGUACAAAAAUCACUAAAGUCACGUUAUAAUCAGUCGCAUCAAUUUCUAAGUGAAAGAAGUUUUUAUUUCCUUCGUCAAGAGGAGGUAUGACCUUCAGAUUGUUCUUUAGAUUUAUGCCUUCAUUCAAGUGAAGUAAGAGGAAUGGAGAAAAAAAGCUUUUACAGGAAAGAAAAAGACAAAUAUGUGUAGUUAAUUAAAAAUACUCGAGCGUUAAUCGUACUGAAUCAAUCACCGAGGUAAUACAGCGGAACCCCGCUCUACGGACACCCGAAUAUAAUGGACAGUUUAUAACGCUCAUAUUUUUUCUGAAAAAAAAAAGAGGACACCGGUUAAUGGGGACAACGGACACUUUUCUGUGUCCCGAGUCACAAACUUUCAUAUAUCGUCAACCCCGCUUUACUGAUGGUUCUUUUCUGCGCACUGUCCUUAACUGAGUGUCUUACCAAUGAAGAGACUAUAAUACGACUCAUGAUCGAAAGAUUUCUUUAGGAUGAACUUGUUGCAGUUACAGUUAAGAAAUUAUACAACGUUUUCUCGUUAAAAAGUCUGCUUUAGUCUUUGUAUCGAUAAAAAAUGUAUCAGUGACAUUUUUUCUGAUCAUGCCCCCUUGGUGCCCGUAUUAACCGGCUUCCACUUGUUCCACUGUACUUCUUAAAUUCACCAUGUGUUAUAAGUCAUCAAUUCAACGUGGUCCAGUUAGACAAUAAACUCCUAGAAUUUUUCACAGCCAUAAGCUUGAAUAUUGAUAUACCUUAUCGAACUUUCAGGUAUUGUGGAUUCAGCUUUCGGUGAAGUUCCUCCUAAACCAGGUAGGACGGUGAUAUACAUUUGGGAAUAAAGUUUAUCACACAUAUUUCACUCAAUGGUUCUUAUUCUUGGUUCUUCUUUUGUUCAACAGGAAUGCAGAAGCAUUUCAUCCCUUCAAACCAUCCAAUACCGUGGGAACUGCUAACGCACGGUAGUGACAUUUGUUUACUUCACUAUUACUUACGAAUUCACCUCUUUAGGAACAAGAAGGGGACUGGAGUCGUAAUACGUCCCGCAAUUGUUUCUGGGAUAGUUACCGCACCGGUCAGCUAUUGGUCAAUUUUUUCCUGUCCCUUUCAACAGUCCAAGAAGUCUUCGCGAAAGCUAACUUGGCCCAGUUUUCUUCCUGUUUCUAAAGUGACGAGUAACCGUAGCUUGUUAGAUUCUAUGAACUUCAUGACUCGGUUUAAUAAAGACUUGUCUAGCUACGAACUGAGACGAAUGCCAAGUCAUGCGUUAUACCAUAGAGUACCAUGCUCACUUUUCAUAGAUAAUUCAAGUAUUGAAUCUGGUCUCUGAUUUUUUUUUUUACAGCUCGAUCCAAACACCCUUCAAGAUACAUGCCGGUAUCAGUACGCAACCGCGGUCGAUACGAAGGUUAUCAGUCGAAAGGUAGUAGGAAUGAUAGAAGUUGUAUACCCUUAAUUACACGAGUAUAUUCAGUGCAAGUCUUGCAUUUAUAUAUCUUGUAGUAUGACAGAAAAAAAAACUAACUCAAGUUAAAUUGUUUCUACAGGGAAUAACGCUGCACCAUUUCGAAAACAACAGACAGCUCAAUUUCCAAGUUAUCAAUCUCAGGGUAGGUUGCCUACAACCCAGUUAACACAAAAGCGGUGCCCAAUGUAAUUAUAUUUACACGAUAUAAAUUAGGGAUGCGGUGCCCAAAAUUUCAGGCACCGGUGUCCAUUUUUAGGAAUGCUGAGCCCAAAACGCUUGUCGGAUUCACAUCUUUAAUUAAGUGGGGAUCUCUCUAAUCCAGAUCCUACUAAGAUCAGAGAACAGGACGUGGCCUCAAAAAUAACUUUCGUUUGUCAUGUGGGCCUCCGUUUGGCGUAAAAAUAAGAUAGGGGCCUGGGCUCGCCGGGCUCCUCCCCUGAAUCCACCACUGCAGUCAGCUUUUCAAUCAGUUAUUCGCAAAGUAAGGAAAAAAGAUCUUGUGUUGGAAUUGCUAUCUUUAACUGAUUCUACUGGAAAUGUACGUUAACAUUAUGUCCCCUCAAUUUGUAAUGUCCAGAAAGCAAAAUCUACUCUCGCCUUGAUUGUUGCUUAUACAUAUAUUUCAGGUAAACCUUUCAGUUCACCUAGCAUAUACCAGAGGUAUCAACAAUUUUAUGGAGCAAAGCCAUGUAAGUACGAAUUAAUUUUGUGUCCCAUUUCUGUUUUUAUCACUUACAAGCGCUCGAUGAUUGGAGAAGAAAAUACCUUAUGCAAGACUCGGCCAGUUCUGGAUGAGGGGCUUUCCCGGCCAAGAACCUCCACUUCUUUUAACGAGCCUGGCUUUCAUUUUUCAUAUAACUGUUACCUGCUUUUUAGAUAGCUGAUAGAAUGAUCUUCCAUUAUAAUAUCCAAAAGUUUCAGAUGUUUUCCAACAAAGAGACGUUUAGGGUGCAUAACCCUUCUUCAGUGUUAAGAAAACCCUGCCUCUUACUUGUGUUUCCUUCAUCUUUAAGGUUACUAAAGAAAUUCACUUUUUGCAGCGGUUCCGUUAAGACCUUUUUGUCCGUUGUUACAGUGUUGUGCUAAGCCACUGAUCGUAACGAUCCACCUACGCUAGCGCUGAGUUCAGUGCAUUGCGACAAGUGUAAAAAACUCCGGAGGGUGACACUAGUUCUAUACAAAGAUUUGCAUUGUGAAUUGCUUUUUACCCGAACAGAUGCGGUUGAUUUGAUUUUCACUCUGCAAGAAGCGAUUCAGUCUGUAUUUUGAAAUAAGUUUCUUUGCUGGGAGCAUGGAGCCACCGAUGACUAAAGAGUCACUUUGUCUCCCAUAAGAUCUCCACAUCUCUAUCGUCACCUUUUAAUAGCAUCUUCUCCACAAUUUUUAUAACUUUUACUUUUGUGCAUUUUAAUCUCUCAUAAAAAAAAUCCAAGAUGUCUUUUUACCUUAUUUAAGUAACUCUGGAGAAGAAAUCCACUCUCGUCUCCUUUGCUGUGUCAGUAUUACCGUAAAAUUCCGAAAAUAAGCCCCUCCGUUAAAUCGCCCCUCCAAAUAUAAGCCCCCUGGGGGCUUGAACUUGGAAAAUUGCGCUCAAAUACAACCUAACAGAGUAAAACAAAGUAAAAACGGAAAAUUUACUUCUAACUAUAAGGCUAGCCCAAUCGAUUUUGAAACGCAAAUUUCCCUCCGUAGAUAAGCCCCUCUAAAAAUAAGCGCCUCAAAAAGGGCUUUUGAAAAAUAUAAGCCCUAGCCAGGGUUUAUUUUCGGAAUUUUGCGGUAUAUUAAAGUUUCAUAAUUCACGCAGAUUCAGUCAACUACAAUGGUCGACAGCAACAACCGAUCUCAGGAUAUAAUCAUCGAUUUGCAGGUUAGUGGCGCAUGUCAGGGGUAAAUUCUCUUAGGCUCUGUUUAUAAAAAAGCGAACUUUAAUAAAAUAAUUAUUAUAUUCUUCCUUAUUGGAUAAGCGAUUGCUUAUAAACAAUUAUUGGAUGAGGUUUUUUUUUAUGAUAUCUGCAAUAAUCAAGGUCGAGGUAAGUGUUAUCAGCCGAUGCGAGCCGAAGGCUGAGGCUGAUAACACUUACCGAGACCUUGAUUAUUCGGAUAUCACAAAAACCGAAUCUAAUAAUUGUUUUAUUACACAUUGUUUUGAAAUGAAUAACGACAAACACACCGUUGCAUGGAACCGAUUUGAAUUGCCCUCGGAAAUCAUGCAUUGCGCGUGCAUUUUACAGAUUAGUAGGUUGCGCUUAUUUCCAAAAUUAAGUGUAGGCUCCUAGCCAAUGAGAAGAUAGAUAGCGAGUACAAUGUAUAAUAAUAGAAGUUAUAGCCAACUCGGCGCAUUUACCACCUCGUAUUCAAACGCGCGCUAGUUGAAUAGCUGUUAAUUAUAUAUCAUAUUUAAAAGUUUCAAAGUUCUUUACAUUCAUUGGAUGAUUUUGACGAUAAAUUUACAAAACCUUUAAUCACUUAUUGCCAAUGACCUUCGUCGUCGUCUCAAAAUAUUCGCCUAAUACCUGUGCUUUUCCUUUAGCGUCUAAUCCCAGGGCUGCUGCGUCAUAUGGCAGCGCAUAUCAGAGGCAAGAUUACCGCUGGCCUUAUAAUUACAACUACAACAUCUACCACAAUAAAAAUUAUAACUAUCAAAAUGGCGUCACUAACAGGCUCUAUAAUGGUGAGGAAUAACUUCAAUAUCUUUUCAUAUAAGCUUAUUUUUUUCCUGUAUCUGGUUAUGAACAAAGCUAGAGAUGAUAUUAAUAAUAAUGAUAAUAAUAAUAAUAAUAAAAUUUGGGAAUCAAAUAUUCUGCGUACUGUUUUAAGUAAAAUUUCUCUUUAUUUGUGAACAUAUUACUCCUAUUGUUGUGCAAAGAAGUAAGAAGACAUAGUGUAAUAGAGAAAACUUGGACAGGAAUUUGCUCAUUACGUCUUGUCUGUUAAUGCAUCCAUUUUGUAAUUAUUGGCUGAAUUUUCCUUACAAGGCUACCCACCUAGUUAUCAAAGGAGACCCGCACCAAGGCCGUCACCUCAAGAGAAAGCUAAACUGAUGCGUGAGUAGACUUUCGGUAUCAAAAUUAGAUAUUGCGUUGAGUGUUAAGUUGCGUACAGACAGACAAGCCUAGUCAAACCCAGCCGCCCGAGUAACUUACCAUCUUAGGAAGCUUUAUUUAAUUUUAGGCUCUAGAGAUGUCGUGUUAAAUGUAUAGAAGAUGAUCGCAGUUAUAGACGGAUGUUGCUUAAAAGGAAGAGCACGGAGAACGGCUCGGAAAAAUGAAAAAUGAGACAAAACCUGACUGAAGCGCUAGGCCUAUCCGUACCUUAAUUACACAUUCUCUGUUUUGUUCCCUUUUUUCAUUUUCCAGGCUACAGAGAAUACAAGGAAAAACAAAAAGGCGAAUAAUAUAAAACAAAGAAAUCACCACACCCCCGCAAAACUGGUAUCCCAUUACACCCUAGCCCCUACCCCUUUCCUACAAUGGCCGCUACUCUCUUGUACAGAGGUUCUGUUGUAAAAGAAGCUCAUACAUGUAGAAAAUAAUAUAGCGGAGCGCUAGGCGUGUCUUCUAUUUUCUUAGCCUUAUAUCACUCAGAUAUAGAUAUAAAAUAUUGAAAACGCCUGAAUGAGAUAGAAAAUAAAGCUUAACAUAUUGAAAACGAUAAGGGACGAUUGUGAUGAAUGUUUGUGAAAGAAAUGCAUGUUUUCUUUCUGUCAAGGUAUGUUGAAGCAACUUUUCCAACACGUCAUUGGAAGACCCUCUGUAGGUACGCGAUACGAAUGUCAAGAAUAGCAAAUGAUGCAAAAUUACUUAUGAAAAUAAAUUAUUCUAAAGUAAAUUCGAUUAAAAUGCUGUAGAGCAUGAGAAAAAAAAAGUACUUUGUUCUGUUCUGAUACAGUUUCAAGGCCUCCAAGAUUUAUGGGAUGCUUUCAAGACUCCGAAGGACGUGAUCUUCCGACGGAAGUUGCAGUGACGCCGCUGACCGUUGGAGCUUGUGUCACAAAGUGCGGCCAGUCUGGCUUCUCAAUGGCUGGUCUCCAGUCCUCCACCCAAUGCUUCUGCGGUAUGACGUACAGUCGAUAUGGGAGGCUCAGAGAUGAACAGUGUUCAAUGCGAUGUGCAGGAGAUUACAACGAAAUUUGCGGUGGAUUUUUGAUGAAUUCAAUAUACUAUACCGGUAAGAAAGAGGGCUUAAUUUGUCACUGAUAAUUAUCUUAGGGACAGGUCAAAAAGUAAAUUCUCCAAACGAGACGUUUAGCAGUUUAUGUCAACAAUCCCUUUCAACCAAUAUAUCUAGCACUCCUCUACAUAAGCUUUACACGUCUGUGCGGCGCCUUUUUUCAAUAAAAAAAUAUUGCACGGAUUUAAACUAACGUGGAACGAAAUAGGGUAAAGCAAGUCGGACAAUUGGAAACCUUAUUAAAUGUCGACAGAAAAACGGUCAGGUACAGAAAGGAAGUCGUUGCACUAACGGUCUGGUAUGAAAUACGCCGGGCGUCAAAUUUUGGGUCUGGCCUGAAAUAGGGAUGAGAGAAUCUCAUUUUGGUCUGAAACAGGCAAAGGGACAAAAAGGAGUGACCACGCAGGAUAAAAAAUUUAAAAGGUCGGUGAUAUCCAGGUAGAGGAGAUGUAGGUUUUUAAAACCGACAUUGAGGUAUAUCUGGUUGUCGCGGGAUAAAGGAUGAAAUAACUUCACCAAGAUCACUUUUCCAAAUCUCCUUCGCGGUAAUGUUUCCCGUUGUUUUACCAGCAUGGAUUAGUAGUUAUUUUUGAAUAAAAUACCAUAAUGGGUGGUCGAUAAUUCCCUUGGAUUUUAUCUAGAAAGGCUUUAUGAGAUGGGUCAGCUAAAUGUAUCAAUCCCCAUUAGUUAAGAGCGGGAACGACACAAAAAUAUGACGGUGUAAGGAUAUUUUUGUUAAUUACUAUUUCCUAAAGCUUUUAAAUUCUCCAAUAUGAAGUUCGAAUGAAUUACUUGUAGAUAUUCAAAAGUUAAUUCGACCUCAUAUACGUGCAUGAAGUGGCGACUUUUUUGGUCAAAGCACAUCUACUUUCUUAUUCAUUUUUACAGGUGUCGGCCAAGCCAUCCCAUUCGGAACAAAAUAUGGUAAGUCUUGGAACACUUGAGUUUUGAGCACGAGUCUUAAGAAGGAUUUACAUCAAGACAAUCCCACUGAAACUCCCACACAGAGGCAAAAAAUAACGUUUAAUUUGAAGGGUUCUCGAAGUGGAAUGUAGGAUCAGUUUGUAGCUCUUUUUCCUGCCCGCAUUCAGUUAUACCAAACCAAUGCAGACAAAACCUAAAUUGCAUUCUUACCCCGGCCGGGACGCUUGGAAGAAAAUUGUCCAAACACAACGUUUUCUGAUAACAAAAGACUCAUUCUUUUAGGCAAACGGGCUAAUAAAUUUCAGAAAUUUGAGGGUUGUUUUCUGAGAGGUCAAGUAAGUUUAAACGGGUUUUAAAAUUUUCAACGGUCGCAAAUUUCAGUUCUGAAAUACAUACAUGAAUAAAAACUGAAAAAAUCCUUUUACCUCAUGAAUGCUUGUUCCAAUUUUUCUCUAUGGCGGGUAGAUUAUACCUCUGAAGGAAAACGUUUUGUCUGAGUGAAUGUGAUUUUUGCCGCUUAUUUCAUACUGAGAGGUCAUGACACGCAUUUUCGGCAGUUAUUGUUGUUUCUGGUCGGCAUGUUUUCCUUUGACCUCUUUUCAAAUGCAAAAAAAAAUAAGGGUUUAGGUUGUUUAAUUUUCUUUAAAGAGAAUCGUUUGUUUUCCGUGAACGGUUGACUACGACGUUUUGUCACUCGAUAACUACCGCUUGCCUCGAUUGGAAAGACACAACAGAUGGAUAUACAAACUAUUCGCAACAUGUUCAUGAGCUGUAAGCUUCUUUUUGACGUGUGUUUAUUUCAAAUCAUGUCUUGUUUCGUCCCCCAUGUGAAUGUCCUGUUUAUCACAAAACUAAAUAUUCUGAAAAAUAAUUGGACACUUCUAAAAGAUCAGUAAAGUCAAUACCAGUUCCAAAUCUAAAAAAAAGUUUUUUCUGCGUAACCAAAUUUUCAAAAACAGUUCUUUAAAAGAAAAUUGAACUGAAAUGAAAAGAAAAAUUGACAUGAGACGAAGCGUCCUCCUUCCCUUUUGUUUACUGCAUGGUUAUCCUGUAAAUCCCAUAAAAUUUCCAUUCCUCAACUAAACAUCUGCUCCGAGGAUUUUGGGGAUCAUUUGCGGUCUCGGGAUCAUUUGCGGUUGGGGAUCAUUUGCGGUAUUGUACAGUUGUGUACGUUUGCAAAAAAAACUUAAGUCUGAAAACGUUGUUAUUGGACAAUCUUCUUCCAAGUGUCCCGGUUUGAAUGCCCGCACUGUAAUACCAGUUCCAAAUCUACAAAAACCAAUACAGAGAAGAACUUAGUAAAGUCCACCUGAAGAAAAGCUAAGAAACUCUUAUGUUACUGGUUAUCCUGUAAAUUGGUUUCUGAACAUCUGCUCCGAGGAGUAGUUCUACCCAUUUUUGUUUACUCCAAACUUUUGUGUCUCCAUACAGGUGCAAGGGCACAAAAGAUCACCUUUGUUAAAAAUAAUCCGCCAAGCAUUUACACAAAUCAAAAGCAUCUUAACAAAACAAACCCUUCCCGUUUUAACAAGCCGUUUACGUUGGACAAGUCAUAUAACAAAAAGGCUACAGAGACAAAAAGAAAAGACAAGAAAGCAAAUAAUGAUACAGCAAGGAAAACACCACAUCCUAAGCAAAAAGACAAUAAUAAAAGUAGACCUAUGACAAUGCAAGAUUAUGGUAAGCUUAGAAAGAUACUGCAGACCAUUUCAAAAUGGCAGCAACAGCCGCAUGGUUUACGCCACAGCAGUAAUGAAGUUAAGCACACACCAUCUCCAAGCUAUAAAGAGCUGAGAAAGAUACUCGAAGACAUGACUCCACAAAUUGUCAAGAAAAUCGCAAAUAAAAUUAUUGCUGAAGAUAUGAACAGAACAAGGUUGAGCGACAUGAAACCACUGAAAGCAGUUCACAGCUUGGACGUAAAUCUGGCUGCGACGAAGACCAAAACCGACAGAGAAACGGGUUUUAAACGAGAAAAAGUGAAUAGUUCAAGGUACAAAAACUGGAGUAAAAAGAUAAACAAAACUGCGACAAAAACCAGGAAUAAACAUGGAAAUGUUAUUUUACAAGCGGACGUUAAAACUAUCAACUCCAGUGGAAGCAGUGAAACUAAAGGAUCGUCAAAGCACAAGGUUGCUCCUGGUAUGAAACACAAAGGUGGAAACAAAACUCUCAAACUGCCAUCCCUUACUCUAACAGCCAACAAAGAAAGAAAGCACGGAUUGAACAACGAGAAAGUGAUAACACUCCUUGGUCACAACGAACAAAAUAAGAGUAAACAAGGAGAAUCGUCGCUCAAAAACAUCGCAAUGUCAGACGUUCAAUCAAGUAAGAGAAACUUCGUACAUUUCGUAAUCACUGACGAAAAUGGUAAGAAGGAUGUCAUACCGAAGACCAAAAACGAAUCGUCACAAAACAACUCACUUGUAAAUGAAACGGUGAUUGCUGGAGAAGGUAAUUUGUCACUUUUCCAAGAGCAGGAAUCAUCGUCUAGCGUUACCAAUGUAACCACGGGGAAUGACACAGGUCAAGCCCGUAACAAAAUUAAUUUCAAACCGUUGAAGUCCUCCGCCAAAUCUUCAGAGCCUUCAAAUUAUAUUGAUGAGGUAUUCGAAACACACAGCACACCUUCCAGUGACACGUUUGAUAACAAGUAUAAAACUAAUUCUAAGAAACAUAGUUUAAAAAGUCCUAAAAAGGCCACAACAAAGUCAAUAAACCUUACACACAGGCGAACACCACAUAACAAAAUUUUACACGUGGAAGCCAAGUGGAAUGGACAAAUUAAUGUGAAAGCAAACUGGAAAGACAUUGAUGAGACAGAGCCCGAGUCAAAAGGAAAGGAAAGUCCUUUUACGAAGAAAACUAAAGAAAAACUGAAGAAAGACGCAAAUAGUGGUGAGGAGGAAGGAAAUGACGAAUACAAAUUUGACGAUAUUGGUUCUAGAAACGAACUGAUUUGGAGAAAUAACCGGUCACUAAAAGAAAGACGAAAAAGAAUAUUACACCUUUGA
Porites lobata is the source of this 13564-nucleotide messenger RNA. The record is from the annotation of a GenBank genome assembly. Lineage: Eukaryota; Metazoa; Cnidaria; Anthozoa; Scleractinia; Poritidae.